ACAACCGCGACAAGAUGGCGUUGCUGCCCAGCGAGCUGCUGAGUGGGCUGCUGGGACCCGACCCUGGGGUGCUGAGCCCCGAGCAGCUGGAGAAGUUGCGUGAGUUCAAGAUUCAGACUCGGAUUGCCAAUGAGAAGUAUCUAAGGGCCCACAAAGAAGUGGGGUUUCUCAUCAGUGGUUUCUUAAGAGAACUGUUCUUGAAGAGACCAGAGAACAUCCGGGAAUUUGCUGCAGAUUAUUUCACGGAUCCAAGACUUCCCAACAAGAUUCACAGGCAGCUAAUUAAAGACAAGAAAGCGGCUUAAUUAGCAGAAUCACGAUGCUCGGCUGUCAGGAGAGAGCAGCCGGGAUCCAGCCUCUGGGGUCGUCGGAGGCAGCAGGCCUGUUGCCCGCACCCGGGUUCCCGAGCUGCCUCGGGCUCUGUCUGCUGUCUGAGAGAGGCUUUUAAAAAUCCUCAUUAAAAACAGCCCUCCCUGCUCCCUCUCUCUGCUUUAUCUCACUGGGAAGGAUGAGGACC
Molecule: messenger RNA, 517 nt
Organism: Ochotona curzoniae (black-lipped pika)
Lineage: Eukaryota; Metazoa; Chordata; Mammalia; Lagomorpha; Ochotonidae
Gene: RIIAD1
Product: regulatory subunit of type II PKA R-subunit domain containing 1
Exons: 5
Coding region: 15-305 (96 amino acids)
Source: RefSeq, a predicted model, not a curated record